UUUGGAUGGUGGCAAAAUAAUAGGACCGCAUAUCAUGUAUAUUUUAUUCUGAUUUCCGAUUUAAUAAUCCACUGACAUGCAUGCUCUCAUGAGAUAAGUCAUAUAACACCUUCGUAUGAAAAGAUAAUACAUAUACUCCUAUUCAUUCCUUCCUUACGGAACACAAGUACCAAGGAGCUAGAUAUUACUCCAUUCUUUCUUUCACUCAUUUUCACAAGCGAGUAAUAUUCUGCCUUCCAUACGAGAGCAUCAGUAAUCCAUAAUUUCUCAAAAACUUAUAUCUACUUUCUGAGUCUACGGCAAAUCGGGCAACGGUCGAAGUGUUUCUGUCAAGCAAGCUAAAGGACCGGAACAGAGGUAGGAUUAUCCUGGGAGCGAGUUGGCCAGUCCCGUUCGAGUAGCUAUCGAGAUACGGGGGCUAUCUUUCUUCAAGGCCAGUCCGGUUAACGGACGAUCUUACGCUAAGUCUUCUUUUCUAUACUUUUUAUAUUAAUAUUUUAUUUCUAAUUAUUGUUUCUAUUUUAUUUGUUCUUGCAUUUGGUGGUUUGUCUGGUGAUUUGUGUUUAAACUCGGGAUUUUAUCUGUCUAAACUCGCCAUUUAAAUACUAUUUUUCUAACAAUCUUGAAGAAAGAUAUUAUUUCUCGAGUUUUGAAAAUCCAAUAUGACGAACUUGGAAAAUGCUGCUACUUCUGAAAACGUUGUUGUUGAGAAUAAUGUGAAUGAAAUCCCUGAAAAUAAUGUUAAUUCUGUGUCUGUGACUAAUUCUGGAGACACACCUGAAUUUGUUGCCACAGGCUCUCACAGGGUUGAUUUGACCGGAAUGCCUGAAAAAUUUUCUGGGCAUUUUUUCAAGCGUUGGCAACAACGCAUGAAAAUUUGGUUAAUCACCAAGGGUUUGCUCUCGGUAAUUAUGACAGUGUGUCCCCCCGUUGUCGAGUCUGAUCCCAAGAGUCUUGAACGCCAAACUUUAUGGCGUGAGAGGAAUGAAAUAGCCAAAGGAAUGAUAUUGUUGGGACUCUCCGACAUGUUAUUUGAUGUCUAUUGCACCCUCCACGGCACGGCUAAAGACCUUUGGGAUGAGCUGGAUAGGAAAUAUAAUACUGAUGACCACGGUCUGGAAAAGUAUAUUGUUUCCAAAUUCUUGAGAUUCGACAUGAAAGAGGGAAAAUCUGUUUUAGAACAAACACAAGAAUUUGAGCUUAUCUUACAUUCUCUCCGUGAAGCAGAUAUGGAAUUGCCUGAAAAAUUUAAAGUCAUGGCUGUAAUUGAAAAAUUCCCCAAAUCGUGGGAAGAUUUUGGUUUGACUUUAAAACACAAAAUGAAAAAGAUAACUUGGAAAAGUUUGAUGCAUUCCAUUACUAUUGAGGAAGAACAUAAGAAAGCGGGUUAUAUUGUGCCUGUUGAAUUUCAGCCAAAAGCUCAUGUUGUAACCGGGGGAAAGCAGUCACAAAAUUCUAAAAAUAAACAACCAUCAUCUUUUAAACCAAUAAAGGCCAAAGUAAAAAUUGCAAAGAAACCAAAGGCAAACCGGCCAUGCUGGAACUGUGGACAGAUGGGGCAUUGGGCCAAAUUAUGCCCAAAUAAAAAGGCUAAGGCUCAAUCUGGUGGACCUCAAGUCAACGUGGUGACUGGAGGAACUAGUUCCGAUGGCCUGCGGUUGGAAGGACAGUGAUGAUGGGAAACACAAGUGCUGCUAAUGUGCAUGGAGUUGGAAAAGUAGAAAUAAAAUUUCCUUCGGGAAAAAUUCUUACUUUACAUGGAGUGCAUCAUGUUCCCGAAAUUAGAAGGAACAUUGUUAGUGGUUCCAUUCUUGUUAGAGAGGGUUAUGAAUUGUCUUUUAAAUUAAAUAAAGUUGUAAUUUUAUUUGGUGGAACUUUUAUUGGCAAGGGUUACUUGUCAGAUGGACUUUUUAAGAUUGUGGUUGAUUAUUUGGAAUUAAAUUAUGUAUCUGAGAAUUGUGAUUCUUCAACUUUAUGGCAUUUUCGUUUGGGUCA
Molecule: messenger RNA, 1995 nt
Organism: Cuscuta epithymum
Lineage: Eukaryota; Viridiplantae; Streptophyta; Magnoliopsida; Solanales; Convolvulaceae
Source: the annotation of a GenBank genome assembly